UUUAACGUACCUCUGGAGUAUGUUAAACUGGGUACAACAAUGCAAAAUUUUGGCCUUAUGAUUGGUGCCAUUGUGGCUGGUAAUGCUGCAGAUAUUUUUGGCCGCAAAAAAGUCCUGUUGACCUUUACAGUUGGUUUGAUAAUAUUUCUCAUUGCAACAGCAUUUUCGCCAUCCUUUCUCGCCUUCACUGCGCUUCGUUUUUUCGAUAUGAUUUUUACAGGCGGAAAACAUUGCGUAUGCAAUCCAUAUUUCAUGGAAAACCUUCCGGAUAAGCAUCGCAUGUGGGUUGCAACAGUAGUCACUUACUCACCCAAUUAUAUCGUUCUAUCUGGGAUUGCAUACUUAUGCGGAGAAUGGAAAAUACUAUCGUGGACAGCUGCUGGAAUUACACUGCUACCACUUAUCAUGAUACCGUUCCUGAAAGACACGCCACGAUGGCUGAUAAAGAAAGGCCGAGGGGAGCAGGCAGCUAGAGCAGCCGUUUAUAUCACAAAAUGGAGCGAAAAAUUAACACCUGAAAGGGAACAGCAUAUUACGGCAGUCAUUCAUAAAGCUGCGGAUGAAGAGCUUGAAAAAAUGAAGAAGUCAAAGAAGAAUUAUUAUUUUUAUCAUUUAUUUUCGGACUGGAAACUUGGCAGCUAUGCCGUGGUCUUCGCUACAAGCCUGUAUGCCUACAUUUUUGCGCAAAAAUUUAUGAUAGCAAUGCCCCAAGAAGGCAUGAUGAUGAUAAAAAAUAAAAACGGUACUUAA
This is a messenger RNA of Gongylonema pulchrum, 750 nucleotides long. NCBI's taxonomy places the organism in Eukaryota, Metazoa, Nematoda, Chromadorea, Rhabditida, Gongylonematidae. The record is from the annotation of a GenBank genome assembly.